Messenger RNA from Phacochoerus africanus (Common warthog), 4553 nucleotides. RefSeq names its product hook microtubule tethering protein 3 (gene HOOK3). Lineage: Eukaryota; Metazoa; Chordata; Mammalia; Artiodactyla; Suidae. Bases 191 to 2362 code for a protein of 723 amino acids. The record is from RefSeq and is a predicted model, not a curated record. Gene Ontology annotation, cellular component: cytoplasm; centrosome. The transcript has 24 exons. Gene Ontology annotation, biological process: cytoplasmic microtubule organization; cytoskeleton-dependent intracellular transport. Gene Ontology annotation, molecular function: dynein light intermediate chain binding; microtubule binding.
CCCGCGCGGAGGGCGCGCGGUCCCGAGGGCCCGAGGAGGAGGGGAGCCGGUGACGCUGCGGGAGCCGCCGCCAGCGCCGGACGGAGUCGGCGGCCGGGCGGAGGACUGACGGGUGGACCCUCGGACGCAGCCCCAGGCCGAGCCGCAGGCUUCCUGGCGCAGCGGGGCGGCCCCGAACCCCAGCGGGAAGAUGUUCAACGUGGAGUCCUUGGAGCGAGUGGAGCUGUGCGAGAGCCUCCUCACUUGGAUCCAGACAUUUAACGUGGAUGCGCCAUGCCAGACCGUGGAAGAUUUAACGAAUGGGGUUGUGAUGGCCCAGGCUCUUCAGAAGAUAGAUCCUGCAUACUUUGAUGAAAAUUGGCUAAACAGAAUCAAAACUGAAGUAGGAGAUAAUUGGAGGCUAAAGAUAAGCAAUUUAAAGAAAAUUUUGAAGGGAAUCCUGGAUUACAAUCAUGAGAUUUUAGGGCAGCAGAUUAAUGACUUUACCCUUCCUGAUGUGAACCUCAUUGGAGAACAUUCUGAUGCUGCGGAGCUGGGAAGGAUGCUGCAACUCAUCUUGGGCUGUGCAGUGAACUGUGAACAGAAGCAAGAGUACAUCCAAGCCAUUAUGAUGAUGGAGGAGUCUGUUCAGCAUGUUGUCAUGACAGCCAUUCAGGAGCUGAUGAGUAAAGAGUCUCCUGUCUCUGCUGGAAAUGAUGCCUACGUUGACCUUGAUCGCCAGCUGAAGAAAACGUCAGAGGAACUAAAUGAAGCUUUGUCAGCCAAGGAAGAAAUCGCUCAAAGGUGCCAUGAGUUGGAUCUGCAGGUCGCAGCGUUGCAGGAGGAGAAGAGUAGCCUGUUGGCUGAGAAUCAGGUGUUAAUGGAAAGACUUAAUCAGUCUGAUUCCAUAGAAGAUCCUAACAGCCCAGCGGGAAGAAGGCACCUGCAACUCCAGACUCAGUUAGAACAGCUCCAGGAAGAGACAUUCAGACUUGAAGCAGCCAAAGAUGAUUAUCGAAUACGCUGUGAAGAGUUAGAGAAGGAGAUCGCUGAACUCCGGCAGCAGAAUGAUGAGCUCACCACUUUGGCAGAUGAUGCCCAGUCUCUCAAAGAUGAAAUAGAUGUUCUCAGGCAUUCUUCUGAUAAGGUGUCUAAACUGGAAGGCCAAGUGGAAUCAUAUAAAAAGAAGCUAGAGGAUCUUGGUGAUCUGCGGAGGCAGGUUAAACUCUUAGAGGAGAAGAAUACUAUGUAUAUGCAGAACACUGUCAGUCUAGAGGAAGAGCUUAGAAAAGCCAAUGCAGCUCGAAGUCAACUGGAGACAUAUAAGAGACAGGUAGUAGAACUGCAAAAUAGAUUAUCUGAAGAAUCAAAGAAAGCAGAUAAAUUAGAUUUUGAAUAUAAGCGGCUGAAAGAAAAAGUUGACAGUCUUCAAAAAGAAAAGGAUAGGUUAAGAACAGAAAGGGAUUCUCUGAAGGAAACCAUUGAAGAGCUGCGCUGUGUUCAGGCUCAAGAAGGGCAGCUCACAACUCAAGGGUUAAUACCUCUGGGAAGUCAGGAAUCUUCAGAUAGCCUGGCGGCAGAGAUCGUUACCCCUGAAAUCAGGGAGAAGCUUAUUCGUCUUCAGCAUGAGAAUAAGAUGUUAAAAAUCAACCAAGAGGGUUCAGACAAUGAAAAAAUCGCCUUGUUGCAGAGCCUUCUAGAUGAUGCCAACCUACGAAAGAAUGAGCUGGAGACGGAGAACAGGCUGGUGAAUCAGAGGCUUCUGGAAGUACAGUCACAAGUAGAAGAACUGCAAAAAUCCUUACAGGAUCAAGGCUCAAAGGCAGAAGAUGCUAUUUCAGUUCUUCUAAAAAAGAAGCUUGAAGAACAUCUAGAGAAGCUGCACGAGGCCAAUAAUGAAUUGCAGAAGAAGAGAGCCAUCAUCGAAGAUCUCGAACCAAGAUUUAACAACAGCUCCUUAAAAAUUGAAGAAUUACAAGAAGCCUUACGGAAGAAAGAAGAAGAAAUGAAACAAAUGGAAGAACGAUAUAAAAAAUACUUGGAAAAAGCCAAAAGUGUUAUUCGUACUUUAGAUCCUAAACAAAAUCAAGGAGCAGCACCAGAAAUACAAGCUCUUAAAAAUCAGCUCCAGGAACGGGACCGACUAUUCCAUUCAUUAGAGAAAGAAUAUGAGAAAACAAAGAGUCAGAGAGAGAUGGAGGAGAAAUAUAUUGUUAGUGCCUGGUACAAUAUGGGAAUGACUCUUCAUAAAAAGGCGGCUGAAGACAGACUUGCUAGCACAAGUUCAGGGCAGUCAUUUCUGGCGAGGCAAAGACAGGCCACCAGCACGAGAAGAUCAUACCCAGGCCACGUACAGCCAGCCACAGCAAGAAAUCAUACUUGAAGAAAGGUAUUAGAAUCCACAGAAAUGACUUCAUGCAUUGUGCUAAUUUUUCACAUUAAGUACAGAAGUCUGAGCUCAGUGUGAAUCCUUCUGCCUGGUAAGAGGUAAGACAAGAAGAACUAGUAGUAAUGGAGAGAACCACUGGAGUGGAAUGCAUUGUGGGGCCUUGGGAGGCCAAGCAAACCUCAUCAACAUGGAAAGUUUUAACAAUGAAACAUUAAAGAUGAUUUAAGAUGGUACAGCCUUUCCUACCCCUUUACCUCACAAAUUAGAGGAAGGACCCAACUGUUCCUUGAUCCUAAUCCAUCGGGGCAUAAACACUAAAUAACCUUGGUAAAAUUGAACUGUUGGGAAACAUACCUACAGAAUAUGAUGGAUGAAAAUAUAAGAGUCUAUGAGCUAUUUAUUAAAUGGGCUAUAUCCCACUAGGUAAGAGGUUUUCAUUUCAGUUCUUUAUUUGUUGCCUCAGUGCUGGUCUCCUACUUACCCAUCUAUUCAGAUAUGUUCCUCUAAAUGGGAGAAGAAAGUACCAAGCUUUUAGAAAGAAGUGCUCCAGGUUUUUUUUCUUCAGCCACUGUUGCAUGCCAUUAUUUUGGUGUUUACAUUCAUAACUUUCACUCACCUUUAUAUAGUAUCUUUACAUUUCAGUGUAUUGCUUUCAUUACAUGGUAGAAAUUAUGUUUCUAAACAUUUCGUGACACUUUUUAAAAAAGCAGGAAUAAAACUUAGCUGUCACAGUGGCAAGCCCUGUUUCCUUUGCUCAUCUUUGGAAAGGACUUAUAAAUUUCUCUUUCCUCAGUAAUGAUUGAUUUUUUUUUCUCAGGAGGUUUGUGAUGGUGCCUGGUCCAUCUGGAAGUUAAAAGACAUUGGGCGCCUUAUGUAGACAGGAGCCAUACUGUGCAGUACCUUGUACCCAGUAGCUCCACAAAGCCACCGUCUGCUAGGGCAGCAGUGGAGUCAGCACAGUGUCACUGAGCUGAGGUUGGGGUGAGCCAUCACCCCAGAGUCUGAAUUCUUAUAAACAAAAAGCUUAUUUUCCUUCUUCUUUCUAACCAGGGUAAGAAAAUACAAAGUUAAUAACUAAGGACUAUACAAGCAUAAAAUGUAUAUUCUGCAAUGUGUAUUUAAGAAGUUUGUAAUGGCAGAAAAGAUCCAGCAAAUAUCAUAGUCUAACACAUCUCAAAAAGAGAAUAAAUAAUACAUUUGUACGUAUCUUAAGAGAACUUUCAAAAACUUGGAUCAUAUCUUUUUAAAAUUUGUCUGAUUUCUUAAUAAUAACCAAGAAAAAGAAGUCCCUAAAUAAAAGCUCCAUUUUCUAAAAUUGAUCAGGAUUGAAUUAUUUGUUUGAUGGUCCAGCCUGGUAAAAUUGGCUAGUGAGAUGAUUCAUUAUAAUGAGGCUAAUACCCAUAUGUAUCAGCAGUCCUCAGGAAGGCAUGAAGCUCCGUGCUGGGUAAUGUGAAGGGAAGGAUGAUUUAGGGUGUGGGAAAGGUACACUUUAUCUAUGAGCCGUUUUACCCCUAUCUCUUCAGUAGCAGUCUUGUUUAUUCCUGUCUUAUGAUAUGGAGUAUUUUGGAGCAUCUCUUACUUUUUGACAAGCAUUCAUCUUUUAAAGAUAAUGCCAUUGUUUAAAAAAAAAAAAAAAACUCGAACAUCUUAAUCCCAAUAGAAGAAUUAUCUUGAAACAAAAUUCUGAAUUUUUAAGCUUAACUCUCUGUAUUUAACUUCCACUUGUCCAGAUCUCAGUCUCCAGGAGUGUUACAGUUAGCCCCACUUGGAACACAUGAGGUUUCUCUGCAGAAGCAUCCACAACCCACAGGUAGUGUAAACCCAGCUUAGUUUAUAGCCACCUGGCUAGGAAUACCUGUGAUCCUAAAAAGGGAGAGGAAAGUGCUUGGCAUCUGGCUUUUUGCUGAGGGCAAAAUAAUAAUAAUGCUUUUGGUUGUCUGUUCAUUAAAUGAUGGAAACAUAUUUUGACUUUUUAUCUUUAUGUUAUGAAGGGGCUCUUUGCCCAGGAUUGGCUGUCAGUCUGAUGUAGGAUUGUGCUUCUUAAUAGUGAAGCCUAGGUGUUUGUUCCCGUUGUGGCUCAGCAGAAAUGAACCCAACUAGUAUCCAUGAGGAUGCGGGUUUGAUCCCACUCAGUGGGUUAAAGAUCUGUUGUUGCCUUGAGCUAUGGUGUGAGUUGCAGACUUGG